AUGACUGCACCCAACAUUGCUUUAAAUCUUGAUCACAAUUCUAAGUCUAUGGAAUUUCCUCGGGUCAAUCAUAACAUCAACUUGGUAACUUUACCCCAGAGUCCUAUGGGAAUUAUUUCUUCUACCUCCGCACAUUCCCCGAACGAUGCAACUGUCAUUGAAACUCAAAUCACAGAUGAUGAGCUCCCUGGCAUUAGCAUUACCAACCUUCUCGUUUCACAGAGAGCUCGUAGUCCUCUAACUCCAAAGCAUUUACCUAUCAAGGCUACCGGGUUCACAUCUACUAGUAUAAACAGAGGUGAUAUCAGGACUUACCUGACACCAAGAGACAAGCCUAACGUGGGAACAUCUUAUGAUUCCGCUUCUCCGAUACUUUCUCCAACAUCUCCAUCCCGCAUCACAGUUGCAAACACAAAGAAUCGAAAACUCUUACCACUUCCCAACAAACCCGUAAUUGACCUUACAUUAGAUGACCAGGACAAUAUUAUUGACUCAUCAACAAAGAGUAAUACAUUUGGUGGACACCCGGGCAAACAACCACGAACUCAGCUUCCAACCUAUGGAGAGACAACGGAUUCGCAAAGUUCCUCUUGGAAGCUUCAUAACGGUUCUACUUCCAGUAAAGGAUCCUCAGCCAAGCAGCCCCGAAGACUCCCUCGAAUGGUUCACGGUGCCCCUCGCGAUGUUCAGAAGCGACUCGGUCGACGACCAAGAAAAUUCCCUAUACAUGCCACUGCCGCUGCACUCAUCAAUCAGUCCAAGGAGCGAUUCUCGAAAAAGCCUGUCACCGUAUCUACUUCCGAAACGGAUAACAACCAGGAAAUUUUAUCCACGGAACCUGAAGGUUUCGCUAUACCUUCUCGCUCUAUUCAAAGAUCCCCAAAGCUGUUUGACGUUGAAAAACAGGGACCCCGAAUUCCUGAUACUUCAGCAUCUCCUCAUAAUGUAAUGAGAAACUCGCAAUACAAGUCAGAAGAAGAGCAUGACCUCGUCGGUGCACUCACCUCAGCGUUUACCCGCAAUGCUAUUCCGGACGAUUUUGAUAAUUCAAGCGAUUUCUCUUCUGGCACCCACUCCGAUGUGGCUCCUCCUAAACGUAGUCGUAGCCUUCGACAAGCAAUUAAGCGAGUCCCCCAAAUUCCUACAUCUCCCGCGCUGAAUCUACUACGUCAGGAACGGACUCCUAGAGGGCUGUGCGUCCCUCUUAGCGAGGAGGCAAUUCAGAAAUACCUGGAUGUCGAGUAUUCCUCAGUACACCUUCCUCUUGGCGUUUCCGUCGCUCCAGAAAAUGAUAGUGAAUAUGUGGACCCCAACGACGAGCUGCUCCUUGAUUAUGAUUCGAGCAACGAAAUUGUCGCGAUGCGAAGAGAGCAACAACAGCUCAGGUUAUAUCAUGCACCAACGGUUUUGGUGCAUAACCUCAGGUUUGUUAUGGAGCAGGCCGAAUCUUCCGCUGGUGGCAUCAGUCGGUCAAAUCCUUUUCGACAGUACAAUGUCUCAACCAUGCCUCUGACCAUGGCAUAUGUUCACCGCGUUGAAAGCCAUUGCGGUUAUGGUGCAUUGGACUCGAUUCGGAGUAGUAUGCCAGAUUGGGAUUUUCAUCCCAAACCCCUGAAGUAUCGAAUUCGAGUCGCAGCUGAUGGGUCAUAUUCUAACAAUGCGGUCCCUGCUGAAUCGUUGGACGUCGGCGAACUUGUCGCUCGUCCCGAGAAACAUCCACAGCCAGAGAAUGACUCGGAAACCCGCAAGAGGGUCAAGUUCUUCAACAAUGUCGCCAAUCUCGUCCCAUCUACGACUCUAAGUGAAGGAGCUGGCCGCCCAGAAUUCGAUGUGAUUGCUUGUGGAGAACUGCUCCUAAAGCUCGUGAAAGGGAAGGUUCAAAUAGCCGCUCAGGAGUUGGAAGAUAUCAUGUCCUUCUUGCGAAAUCCGUCGUUGGAGUGUAUGGCCAAGAAAUUCCGACAAGGAGAUGACCUUGGCUUCUUCAACACGGUCGCACGCCACGAUUAUGAUUCCAUAUGGCGAUCUCUCCGAUACAUCAUGCAAUCGGCAUCCGGUGCUUUGGGAAUACCAGAGCCCAUAGAAGGCGCGUUAAAGUGGGAGGCUUCGAGAGUCAUGAAAAAUAUCUGA
Molecule: messenger RNA, 2127 nt
Organism: Lentinula edodes (shiitake mushroom)
Lineage: Eukaryota; Fungi; Basidiomycota; Agaricomycetes; Agaricales; Omphalotaceae
Exons: 4
Coding region: 1-2127 (708 amino acids)
Source: RefSeq, a predicted model, not a curated record